GCACAGGUAAUUUCAGGGGGUAACUGCGGGGCAUUUUUUUGACAUAAUAUCUGUACUAUCUCUUUAAGAGAGGUCACCUGGGAGGGGGACAGGUGUGAGCUGCUGCAACAUCACCCUUAACCGGGUCUGUGAACGGUUUUGUCUCUGUCGAAAACUUGACCGCGACCCCCCCCCCACUGCGUUGGGUCAAAGUCAGGACGGGAUGUCUGACUCACUUCUGCUCUCUGCGCGGCGGAGCUCAAGCUCUCACGCCAACUCCACCGUCAGUGACGUCUGCGUCACGUGUCCGUCUCUUCCCUCGGUACGUCCGUCGUAUUUUCCUCCCCUCCACUGCCUGCUUUAACACUGAGAGCCACUCGAAAUAAACAAGCGCAAAAAAGGGGGCCGUUGUGGGGACCGGUCUGGCUCCAGUGUCACGUUUAUCACCAGUCGAUGGACAGAGGGGGCUUACAAUACACCUAUAAGUUGCCAUCAGUGAAACCCAGUCCUCCCGUCAGUUUCUGGCUCCACUGAGCCCAUAUCAUUGUAAACUUUUUAAAUCCUGCGCUGCAUACACUGAGCUCCGACAAAGCGAGGUUUUCCCUUGAAAUUGCAGUGAGAACUGCAAGUGGACCUAUGGACAAGUCCCACCAUCCUCCUUCCCCCACGCCUGGUCUAUAGUCAACCGGAAACGACUCAUAUUCUCACUCACACCCCCCUCAGCCAUUUGACCAACCCUCCCCACCCUGUGGUCACACGAUGGCCAGCAAAAGGAAGUCCACUACUCCUUGUAUGAUACCUAGCAAAGUCAUACGCCCUUCAGAGGAUGUUGAGCAGGACUCUCCUGUUCUUCUCCGUCAGUCCAGGAUUUCUGGAGGGGGCAGACACAGCCCCCUAGAUCCCGGAGAGUCUUCCAAAUCCGAGGCAGGGGACGCUGUCAAAGAUGGUGCUGGCACUUACACCUGUAAGCCUUGUAACUUUGAAACCCAUGACCUUAACUUGUUCCUGGAUCACGUGUACACCGGGCACCCAGACUUCCGCGCAGACCCCAGCUUUUUUUGCGUGAGCUGCGGGGUUUCUGCGCCCAAGUUUGAGGGGCUGGCCCUGCACAACGCCAGGGUUCACCCCAGCACUUUGAACACCACUUUACAGCUGAGGAAGAGGGACAGGAGGGUCGUGGUGGAGCAGAAUCUUGUAAAUGGGACAGAGUUGGGGAAGGACAGUGAGAUUUCCAUCACCAAAACCCCAAUUAUGAGGAUGCUGAAGGGCAAAUCUGAGCCCAAACGGAUAGUGGUGUCCCACCCAGUCUCUGAUGAGUCUUCUUCAGACCCUCAGUCUCUCUCUUCCUCCAGAGAGGUUGAUAGAAAAGAGACUGCUGCAGUGACAGUCACCCAUGUUCCCACAAUAGUCCACAAUGGAACCACCAAGGUCACGCUGCCCUCCGCAAUCCAGAUAGUUAACGGCUCUGGACCAUUACAGAUGCUCAAGACCCCCAUCACACAGGUGGUCUCAGUGGUUCAGAGCAGAAACCUACACCAAUCUGCACCAAUCACAGCCUCCUCUGUUUCCUCCACUUCUCCUUCUUCCUCCAAAAACCUCCCCAAGGUGAUGAUUCCUUUGAGCAGCAUCCCUACCUACAGUGCCUCCAUGGACUCCUCUUCCUUCUUGAAGACUUCCUUCAGUAAGUUCCCAUACCCCACAAAGGCUGAGCUCUGCUACCUGACCGUGGUCACAAAGUUCCCAGAAGAGCAGAUUAAGAUCUGGUUCACAGCUCAGAGACUUAAACAAGGCAUCAGCUGGUCUCCUGAGGAGAUCGAAGAGGCCAGGAGGAAGAUGUUCAACACCAUCAUCCAGACAGCCCCCUCCAGCUCACAUAACCAGAGCCAGAGUCACCACAGCCCAGCCCAACACACGAUCACAGUCCUGCCUGCGUCACUGGGUGCCACUGGUAUCCCUCAUAUUCUGCAGGGAUCUCUCGUCAGCCAAGGAGGGGUAAUCGUCACGCAGCCUGUAAUGGCCAACGGUAUCCAGGUUAGCAGUGCUCCCGUGGCCUUGGCCGUCACGCCUAAGCCCCAGGCGGCGGCCCGCCCCAUGAUGCAGGCCCGACCUGCCGCAGCCCUGGUGGCAGACAAAGGCAUCAGCAUGGUGGUGGGAACAGUGGGCAGCAGCAGCACCGGGAGCAACAUCAUUAGCAGCAGUAAUAGUAGUAGGAGUGGGGGAGGGGGCACUAGCAGCAUUAUGAGUAGCAGUCAAGCUAGUGUCAUUAACCUUAGUCUCGGAAACAGUAAUCAUAGUAAUGGUAAGGUGAGCAGUGUCAAUGGUAAACACAGCAGCGCUAAUGCAGACUGCAACGACAAGAGCAAUAGCAAUAUCACCAGCCAUGCUAAGAACACUGAUAUCAGCAAAGCCACCAACACCAGCAUCGUGCAGAGUGAUAACAACGUAACCACAGAAAGCAAAAACACCACAGACAGCAAACCUACCAACAAUAACAGCAAAACAGGCAGCAAUGGACAGAGGAGCAAAGAUGCUAACGGUAGCAGCAACAAAAAUAACACAACUGACACAAGCACAGAUGAUCUUGAACCCACCACCAGUGACUCUCCAACCAUCAAAAUGGAGGAUGCAUCUUCCCCUGCCUCCAAAUCUUCCUCCCCCUCUCCCGCAGCUCCUUCAAGCAGCACACCAGGCUCUUGGACACCUGUUAACGCCUUCCUUGACCCCAACUUUUAUAAAGGCAAGAAGUCCCAAGAGCAGCUCAGCGCUCUGAAGGAUAGUUUUCAGGUCAGCCAGUUUCCCGACCAGGAGGAGGUUGACCGCCUCAUCGCUCUGACUGGGCUCACAGUGCGAGAGGUCCGCAAGUGGUUCAGCGACCGGCGCUACCACUUUCGCAACCUCAAAGGUUCACGGGCCAGCACAGGUGUGCAGCACAAGUCUGGCUCUGCGACAGGAACUGGUAGCAGUUCAACUACGCCAGGGAGUGGCGCCGCUGGCAGUGCCAACCCUGUUGACCUGUCAGAGAGUAGCAGCAACUCUGGUUCAAAAACGCCCCAGCACAGCUCUGCACCCCUGAGUCCAACUGCAACACAGACUCCCACCUCACCUACCACGCCUUCUCGCCGACUCCCCAGACCACCUUCUCCUGAUUUCACGGCGAUCCGCUACAAGGAGAGAGAACCCCACCAGGUAAAAGCACUAGAAGCCAGUUUUGCCCAGGACCCUGACCCAUCUGGAGAGGAAGUAGACCGACUGCGAUCUGAGACCAAGAUGACCAGAAGGGAGAUCCACGGUUGGUUUGCUGAGAGGAGGAAGAGAGUGGCAGCUGAGAAGAAGAAAGAAGAGGCAGAGCGGGCCAUGAGAGAGGAGGAGGAUGAGACAGAGGUUGAGGGGGAGGAACGACAGAAAGAGGACAGCUCAGGAGAAUUGAAAGUCAACCCUAUUAAAAUAAAUCUGAAGAUGCUGAAGGUGACGGAGGCCAACGGCAAAGCGGAGGGUGAAGGGUUGGAUAGCCCUGCUUUACCGCUUCAGUCCAGCAGCACACCUGCAUCCUCCCCGGGUCCCACCUCAUCCUCCACCCCUAAGCCAUCCCAGUCCUCCACUCCGACACCCAAACCAUCCCACUCUCCCAAACCCACAAACAUCCGGGGUAAGAAGACAGCGGAUCAGCUUCACCUGCUCAAAAUAGCCUACGCUCGAACCCAGUGGCCCAGCGCUACUCAGUAUGAUGAACUCAUCUCAGGUACUGGACUGCCCAGACCUGAAGUAGUGCGCUUUUUUGGAGACUGCCGUUAUGUGCAGAAGCACGGCCUACUGAAGUGGCUGGAGUCGUACCAGAACAUGGCUCUGGAGGAGGAUCUCGAGGAGGGGAAAGCACAGAUCCUUCAGGACCACCUGAGCGUCCACGGCAAGCCGGAGGAGUCACAGUUGCAGGAACUGGCUCAGGCUACUGGUUUAACAACAGACUUGGUGCGAUAUUGGUUCUCUUCCCACGCGUCUUCGCCCCAGACAGAACAAACUGCCGCCGCUGCUCAUGCGACAGGGCAGAGACCAGUUGCACCGGGCGUGGCAGCCGAACCACCAACAACAGGAUCCUCCCCUCUGGAGUCGCAGCCAGGAGGAGGAACGGAGGAGAAAAUGGAGCAGUCGGUGUGUGGUGUCGCAACAGAAGCAGAGGCCAACACUGACAAGACUGUGAAUCCUACUAAAGGAACUGACUGAAGAGGCCUUUUGUCUAAGGAUGGAGUUCAUGAUGCAGGUGGUCUUUCUGUUGGGAGUCUGAGUAAAAGAUAGCAGAUGCUGUUGAAACAGGAUCACUGGAUGGAAAUGGACCUUGAAACCAUCCUCACCCAUCCCUCUCCCUCCUUCUCGCUCACACCCCUAGAGGUAGGCAUGACCCCCACCCCCCACCCCCCACUAUGUGAGAUGGACAUUAAAGCCACUAACCCCCCUCCCCCUCACCAUCCAGCCAUCCUUUGACCCACCCACUCCCUGCUUUCCUUGGCCUGUUUUGUCUACCCCUCUGCUACACACACACACACACACACACACACACACACACACACACACACACACACACACACACACACACACACACACACACACACACACACACACACACACACACGCACGCUCUCACACCCUCUCCGAUAUCCUCCCAUCCACCAUUUUCCCUUCAGAAGGAAGUUCCUGUAGAGAGGUGCAGGAGUGGAGGUGGUGCUGGUGGAGGGAGGGGUGAGGCAUUUUUUCUGCCGUGUUUGUUCCGCCUGCCUGCUGGGAUGGAAGAAAGGAAGAAAAAAAAAGAAGAGACGAGGGGUAGAUGUGGAGGAAGAAGAAGAAGAGGAAGAAAAAAAGGGAGGAAGUGUGGUCGAGAUUCAGACCUCAGCAGAUGUUGUUCAGGGGUGGGGGUUGGGUUUGGACAGUUGUCGACCAAGUCAAACCUCAGAUGAGGAUCUGCAGAGCAUUGAGAUACUAUUCAUAGUUUGUUUUUGGGGUACGAAAAACUGCACAGCUCUUUGCCACAGGGUGCUUGCCUAGGCCUUAAAGUAAAGCAAAUGAACUUUCUUUUUUCCAUGGUGUCAUUUUCAUGCUUUCUUUCUUUCUAUUCUUUUCUUUUUUUUUAACCACCGUGCACUCUCACACUUUGACUUCAUGCUUGCAACUUCCCCUGAAACGUACUAGCUGGGCUGUUCAUAGCAUCUUACGUGAAACACAGCACUGAUGUUGAUAUGCGCAAGUCUUGAAGUUAUUUUUGGACAUCUCUUUGUACUCCCUUUUCAUUUCAUAUAUGUACAUACUAUUUGGUUCAAUUGAACAGAAAGUUGUUCAGUAUGGGAAAAUGUCUGGAAUUGUUUCAUCCAAAGAGGGCAAGCACCCUGUUGUGUCUAAAAUAAAAAAAGAUGACACAAUAUAUUGGACUGUAUGGAAUCUGGUUUGUGUUGUAGCAUCAAGUGCUUCUUCUUUACGUCACUGACGUGUACGUACAGUUGUUUUUAAUGGAACUUUCUUAUGAAAUAAAUUUGACUGUAAAAGAACUGUGAACUUUUACCAGAGUUCCAUACUUAGGCUUGAUGUAUAAUUUUUACAGAUGGUAUUUGCAGAAUAAACAGAAUGUAAUAAA
Molecule: messenger RNA, 5596 nt
Organism: Lates calcarifer (barramundi perch)
Lineage: Eukaryota; Metazoa; Chordata; Actinopteri; Centropomidae
Gene: zhx3b
Product: zinc fingers and homeoboxes 3b
Exons: 7
Coding region: 739-4197 (1152 amino acids)
Biological process (GO): regulation of transcription by RNA polymerase II
Cellular component (GO): nucleus
Molecular function (GO): DNA-binding transcription factor activity, RNA polymerase II-specific; DNA binding
Source: RefSeq, a predicted model, not a curated record